Trichogramma pretiosum is the source of this 6381-nucleotide messenger RNA. RefSeq lists its product as uncharacterized. NCBI's taxonomy places the organism in Eukaryota, Metazoa, Arthropoda, Insecta, Hymenoptera, Trichogrammatidae. The transcript is spliced from 14 exons. Gene Ontology annotation, molecular function: protein binding. The record is from RefSeq and is a predicted model, not a curated record. The coding region runs from base 218 to 5413 and encodes 1731 amino acids.
UCGGCGAGUAGUCAGUCGGCGGCAGCAUCAGUCAGUGCGUCCAUUACGCGAGACGAUACGUCAGCCUCGCAGCUGUGUACACAGUCACGAUAAUCUCGCUGCUGCUGCUGCGGCCCGUUAUACAGGCGGUGCACAGCACUCGAUCCCUUUCGACGUUUGAGAGGGCCUCACAAGUCUCACUGGAGUUCGCGCGAGGCUCCGCGGGCCAUGGCAAGCGAUGGCGUAUGUUAAUGUAGCCGAGUGGAAGAACAUCGAAGUGUGCGAGUGGCUCAAAGGGCUGGAGAGCUCCGUAUUACCGUACGUGCAUAGUUUUAUGAACAACAAAGUCAAUGGACAGCAGUUGUUAAAUCUACGAACGGAGGACUUGGAGCAGUUGGGCGUGUUCAAGAUUGGCCACCAAGAAAUCAUCCUCGAGGCAGUCGAAUACCUGCGUAAUUUCCAUUAUGAGCUCGACCGGGAGAACCUGCAGCUGCUGGCGAUGCGGUUGUCGUGCACGGCGCACAGCCUCUACAACGAGCUCGCUCCACUGUCGGACUCGAACGAGCCCGUCAGCACGCAGACCCUGUCGGACGUCGUGGCCAUCAUCGUGACCGUGAAGCCGCUCAUCAGGUGGCUCGACAGGCCGCCCUUCAGUGGCCAGCUCGAUUACAACGACAAGAAGCACGAGCUGCUCAAGCUGUCCCUCGAGAUGGCUACCUGCGCCCAGCGCGACAGAUUCGCCGAGAAGCCCAUCGAGGAGAUAAGGACCACCUGCGGCCAAAUGGCCAAGCUGGCCGAUUACAUAAUUCAGGACGUCGCCGACCCGAUGAUUCUUCAACCUUCGAGCUUGGAUUUGGCCACCCUCAAGAAGAGACCGGGCGAUGAUUUGGGCUUCAGCAUAAUCCCUUCCUUUCACGGUGCUCAUCAGAUUGCUGAAAUCAAGUUUGGCUCGGCUGCCCAUCAAUGCGCGAAAAUGGAGGAAGGCGACGAAAUUGUACAGGUUAACUAUCAAACGGUGGUUGGCUGGGAACGGAAGAACGUGCUCGAUCAGUUUCGCGAGAGUCCCUCGGACGUCAUAUUGACGUUGAAAAGGAGACCUAAGCACACCAAGGUGUACGGGCAGAUUUACAUAAAGCCGUACAGAUUGCCCAGCAACAAGAAGGCACCUUACGCCGCCAGGUGGCAAAACAAUCUACCGUCCCCGAGGCCAGAACUCUUGACGAUACCCGAUUUCACCCUCCCUUUACAGCGAGCCGUGCCAAAAGCAGCAGCAGCGCCGAAGCCAGUCUCGAUACUGGACACGAUGACGACGGACGAGAGCAGCGACGAGAGCAGCGAGAGCGAGGCGACCCCAACGUCGGUCCGACUGUACUCGACGAAGCCGCGCAACCCGGUGCAGAGGCGGGCCACUUUCGCGGGCGCCCUGCCCACGGUCAAGAGCAGCGCCGAGAUCGAGGAGUUCUGGAAGGAGCUGAAGCGCGAGCACAGCACGUCCUUUCAGUUCCGUAACAAAGCUGCCUCUUGCGCGCAGGACCUCGACAGCGUGUCGGCCGCGAUGGCCCUCGCUAGACCGCAGACCUGCCUCGGGAUCGAGCAGCGCGCCGCCAGCGACAAGUCCGUGGCUAGGCUCUUGCACGACGCCCCGAGGAAGGUUCAAUUCCAAGAGGGCCAACAGCGCCUCAAGCCUCGUCCAGCCUCGUUCAAGAAGCAGCACGCCACCGAUCCCGUGCUCGCCGCCAGUGGCAUUUCGCAAUCGCAAUCGGUGAACCUCGAGCUCGCCGCCGCUUCCAACGACGAGAGCCCCGAGCCGAGAGAUGACAUCGUCCUUUCGGAGAAGGAGAGCGGACGCAUGGAGGACGGAAGCGACGAUCGGCGACGAGCCUCUCCAGCCGCCACCUCCUCUGCUCCGAACUCGAGCAGCAAAGAGCGCGGCAGACUCGACAAAAGCCACAGUACGCCGGCCUACGACCUCACGGAAUCCGACGACGACUUUCUCGAGCGCAAGUUCGAGGCAGCUCUUGACGAGCACCACAAACAGCAACUUCAGCAGCGCUCGAGGAACGACAGCUCCCCCAGUAGUCACGCGAGUAGCUUCAACAAGUCCGAUUCGCGCGUUUUUGAUUCAACCGACGAUUUGGAGGAAUUUGAUAAAGUUAUAUCGCCGUCGCCGGCCAAAGAGCAACUCGAGCAUAGCAUCAAGACUCGCGGCGUUGGUAACGUCGCUCGGAAAAUUAUAGACAUUGAAAAAAAUUUACAAAAUAUUAUUCAUGACAAAAGCCCCGAAAAAGUCUCUAAUUGCAAAUCAUCUGAAAAACCUAAUGUGGUUUCGGAACUGUCAAAAACAAACAUCGAUAUAAAAAUUAAUGACGCCGACUUGAACGACGAUUUGGAUGAACCCUGCGAUGAUUCCGGAAAUAUUACAUCUGACUUAGAAAGUGAUGAGGACACAUAUCAGUCAAAACUGGUAGGCCGACCAGAAACUCCAAAAAGAGAAGUGACUACGAGACCUGAAGUGAGACCUAGACUUACACCACCGGAACCACCACCUCGGAAAUUCAUCAAUAUCAAGCCAGCCACCCAUUCAAAUACUAAUAAUAGUCCACCAUCCCCGUUACAUGUUGUGAGCAGCUUCAAACCUAGAGAUCCUCAAGUAGGUCCACAUUUCAUGGAGAAGCCAAGGGUACCAGAAAGACCGAGCGUUCGGAGAGAUUUGAAGAAAAUCAAUCCACCUUGUGAGGUCUAUCCCCGAGACGAAAAAGGCACGCUCGCAUCGAGGGUCAUGGGAGAGUGCUUCGAAACUUCAAGCCCGACUUUCGUGGAUAAAUCACGCGAUGCUUCAGAAGAAACAAAUUGCUCAUAUCUGCCAUCGUCGCCUUUCGACGAGCCGCACGCUUACAUGCAAAUUCCCGAGUUCAGUCCUUCCGACAGUGCGAUGCGGCACCAUCACGCACCACCACCGAGCAGUCAAAGCAGCUCGCUCAAUCGACAACUUCAGCACAAACGAGAGCACAGCUCUACAAGCGCCGAUACGGCUGACGGGGCAUGUCACUCGCGACAGAGCAGUAGCACUUCGGCUCAAGAUAAUGAGCUGCGCAGUCCAGAUAAGGAGAGAAGCGUUGUAAACAAAGCUAUGAUGGUUGCCAGGAGCAUUGGUUUGCACGGUAAUUCUUCGAAAUUUUCCAACAGUCCGCGGAGCAGUAGGAAGCGAACUACUCCGCUUGCCAAACAAAGAAAUGUAGCAGCCAAAGAUGUUUCGCCUGGUGAGUUGGAAGAUUGGUUGACUUAUCGAAGUAGAGGUGCUGGUGGAGCAUGGGCUCGUGCCUGGUUUAUUUUGAAAGGUUCUUCUUUAUACAGAUUCAAAGCUCAAAAUAGUACCAAAGCGGACUGUCUCAUUGCUUUGGCUGGUUUCACCUCAGCCCAAGCUGCCGAAAUCAAGUCGCGAAAAUAUGCCUUCAAGGUUUAUUAUACUGGCACCAUGUUCUAUUUUGCCGCCGAUACCGAGGACAGUUUGAAUGCAUGGCUAGAUGCAAUAAAGCGUGCUACAUUAGGCACCGAGAGAACCAGUGGUAUAUUUACUGAAACCGAUGAAAGUGACAGUGAGCAUAAAAGCAAACCAAAAAGCACAUCAGACGCGAAAGCUUUUGCGGAAAAAACAUUUGGAUCGCUCAAAAAGUUUGGUAAAAAGGAUACAAGUAGUAAGGAACAAGAUGUCGGUGGCGCAAGCUUAGACAGGAAAUACUUGAAGUUUUUGGGUGGUAAAUCUCAAAACGUACCUGUACCGACUGCCCAGUUCCGAAGUUAUCGUAGAGUUCUGCCAAAUUCACCCGCAGCACCAACCAAACCAGUAGAGAAAUACAGCUCGCCGGAUUUACAAAUGACCAUAGCUGGAAGUACUUUUUAUGGUUUGAAUUCCUCUCAGAGUACAACUGAUGUACCUGCUUCGUCGCAAGACAUGGGAGACUACAGAAGAACAACAGAACGAGUACGAAGCAAUAGAAAUCGACGACCUGACGAACUGCAAGGUUUUAUAACAUUGGAAGCAUUUAUGCUUGCUCGUCAAGAAGAGGAAUGUCAGCGAGUAGCAAAUAAUAUCAACAGUAACAAUUCAAGCGAGUCUAACCAUUUCACACCUCUGAAUAAUGAUCAUGUACACUUUCAACACCGUAACAUCGCUGAUAGUGCAAAUGUCGUUCAAAAUAAUGGCAUGAUAUACGGCUCACCACGUAACGUAAUUAAUGGAAUGCCAUCGGUACCUACUUCAUCUACCAUUGAGCAUCAUUCUUCAAAUCGUUCUUUUGACAGCGAAAGUAGAAACAAUAGCCAUCGAGCAAACGAGGUGAUAGGACCAAGAACUCCCAGGCAAUCCAAUGAAUUAAACUCCUCUCAACCCGGAAGACCCAACGACAAAGACCUACAGCAACAAAAACUAUUGCAAAAUCGUACAAAUCAAGAACAAGAUGUACAGCACAGACAAGCCCAACAAUCCAACGCAAUUAAUGGCAAUGAAAUUAAUUUUUCUACUCUAGAUUAUGGUGAACGAUUAAAGCCACAAGCCUGGCUCAGAGCACCUGAUUCUAAUUCAGUUGAUCCCAAUUUUCAACAUGAUCCUAGACAAGUAUUCAGAAAUAAAGCUCACAUGACAAGUUCAAGUGGUAAUCUCGCUUAUCAAACAUGUACUGAAUCGUUACACCGAGUGAAACGAGAAUCACCAAUUGCCCGUAACGGUAGCUUUAAUUUAGCUGAUCGACGACAUCGUGAUCAUGUGCAUCCAGAAAGAAACUGGACCGAGUCACUGAAGGCGUCGGAUAAAAAAUCCUUCAAGUGCCAACCAACUGCUUGUUCAAUUCUGCCUUUCGAGCAGGAGGGUUUGAAACAUAAUGUAGAGCAUCAAAAUAAAAGUUUGGAAAGAAAAGGCAAUAAAAGCCUCAGAAACCUUUUCGGUAACAAGAAUUCUCAAAAGUCCAGCUCCUUUGAUAUGCCUCAUGAUCAGCAAAAAACAUUACUUGGUUCGCCGAGACUUCACCGAGCAAUAUUUGGGGACAAAAAUGCUCGUCAGCGUCAAAACAGUUUUUCGGGAAAUCAAAGCCAUGGAGAUGCAUACGUGAAUCAAAGCCCCGGAACAUAUGAAAAUUACAAUUUUUGUCGAAAUCCUAAUCUGAAUGUCAGCGACGUAAAUUCACAUGGUGAAUGGUUAUCCGAAGCGCCGACAAAUCAACCUCCCAAGUGUAUGGUAGCUGGGGUUGCUCUGUGCCAAAUAAGACAAAAUCCUCGCCAUCCAUCAACGCCACCAACAUUGCCUUAUAUACCACCGCCAACUUCUCCUCCACCUGAUUAUCCAGGUCUUCAGUAUCCUCCAAUUUUUGAGCCUGGAACUUAUUCACUGGCAGAUGCUUCUAUAUUACGCCAUCGAGGAAGUAAAAAUAGCCAAAAUUAAAACUGCUUCAAGUGAACUCUUGCAUAGUUCAUUUUAUUUUAUUUUAUAAGAACGCAAUCGUUCUAAGCAAUUUUCAAUCAUUUUCGUUAUUCAUUUAUAUUUUAAAAAGCCAAAGGAAUAAAAUUUAGCCGAAUUGACCAAAUUUUUGCUCUAAAAAAAAAAGAAAUUCGAAUUAGUGCCUUAAAAUCACUUUUACAUACAAAGUAAAUCUAUCAUUUUUUCUGCCAAUCUUGGCACAAAAUUUAUUGCAUGCCAACGCGCUGCACUACUUGUGUUUGCUAUAUGAAGUUAAAUUUAACCGUCCAUUAUGUGCCUCCACUGAAAGUAUAAAACACUUGUAAAAAUUUGGACUCUGAUAGUGCCAUCCAAGUUCAAACGUUGUAAAUAUUUUAAAUAACUAUAUGUAUCACGUGCUGAAUAGUAGGCACUACCGUUGCAAUAUAAUUUUAUUAUGACUUGAUAAAAAAAACAAUAUUGCAGAACUUCUUUUUAAUACUAAUCACAUAUGAUACACUUUUAAAAAUCGAAUAGUUGAUAAAACUAUUGAAAUAAAAAUUUUCAACUUUAGAAAAGUGUGAUUUCAAACUUUAACUAUCGAAUAAAUUAAAAAAAGUUUUUAUCCUUAGAUAUUUCAUUGUAAAAAUCAAACAAAAUAGUAUUAUUAUUUUUAAAAAUUAGAACUUAAAUUUAUCUGCAGGGUCAAUGUGUAGAAAUUUAACUUAAUGAAAAUAUUAGUAAAUACUUAUAGUACAAAACUGAAUUUUAAGUAUUUUUUAUAAUUUAUAAGCGUAGAACACAUUAACGACAAUGUCCAUUGUAUUUAUUAAAAUGUAUUUUAUAACAUUUACAUAUAGUUUUUAUCUCAUUCUAUCCAUUUCGAUGUAAAUAAUUUAACGAGUCUUAAGCCGAAACAAUAUAAAUUAAUUGUCCAUUAAUGAUGAUUGAUGUACAAUAAUUCAUAAAAAAAA